CAUAUCCUAUUACACAAAAACCCCUAUUUAUUUUUCCUUUCCUCUUUUUUCUUCUUCUUCUUCUCCCUCUUCUUAUACUCUCUACUUUGUUUGGACUUUGGACUAAAAUUAAAUUCCACAAACACUCCCUCCUUCCCUCUCUCUCUCUCUCUCUCUCUCUUCACAAAAGCGCUUUUUCCGAAAUUGGAAUAUAAACAACAACAAAUACAAAACCCAAAUCCAAAAAGAGAAAAAAAGAAAAAAAGAAAAGAAAAAAAAAACCCUAAUAAGGUCAUUGAAACCCUAAUUCUCAAAUUGGGAAUUAAUUUCUUCAUAUUUUUACAGAGAGCUGCAUUUUUUUUAUUUAAAUAGGGGUGGGAAUUGAAAAUUGAGAUAGUGAGAGAGAGCAAAGUUGAGAGCUUGGAAAAAAAAAUGGAAGCAAUACCACAUCCAAUACCCAGAACAGUGGAAGAGGUUUUUCAAGAUUUCAAGGGCCGUCGAGCUGGUUUGAUCAAAGCCCUCACUCUUGACGUUGACAAGUUUUACCAGCAGUGCGAUCCCGAGAAGGAGAACUUGUGUCUGUAUGGACUUCCAAAUGAGACCUGGGAGGUUAAUCUGCCCGUUGAGGAAGUGCCUCCUGAGCUCCCUGAGCCAGCAUUGGGUAUCAACUUUGCUAGGGAUGGGAUGCAAGAAAAGGACUGGUUAUCACUGGUUGCAGUUCACAGUGACUCGUGGUUGCUUGCUGUUGCUUUCUAUUUCGGUGCACGCUUCGGGUUUGGUAAGAACGAAAGGAAGAGGCUUUUUCAGAUGAUAAAUGAUUUGCCAACCAUAUUUGAAGUUGUGACAGGCAAUGUCAAGCAACCAAAGGACCAAUCUGCUACUCAAAACAGUAGCAAAAGCAAAUCAAGUGGAAAGACGUCCCGGCAAUCUGAGCCCCAGACCAAGGGAGUGAAGAUGUCUCCACCACCGAAAGAAGAUGAUGAGAGUGGGGAAGAAGAAGAAGAAGAUGAUGAACAGGGUGCAACUUGCGGAGCCUGUGGGGAUAAUUAUGGUACUGAUGAGUUCUGGAUUUGCUGUGACAUUUGCGAGAGAUGGUUCCAUGGCAAAUGUGUAAAGAUUACACCUGCAAAGGCUGAACAUAUCAAGCAGUAUAAGUGCCCAAGUUGCAGUAACAAGAGGUCUAGAGUUUAAAUCUAGGUUCUGAAUUUGGAGACGAAUACCAAUCUAAAAAAGCUGAAAAGGUUUAUACCUUUUUAGUUACAAUUUGAAAGUAAAACAGAGUCUGUCUUAUUUUAGUUGAUGAAUUUGAAUGACUGCUGAUGAAUUUCGGAUUUUUAGUUUUGCUACGUUUGGUAAUUGUUCUGUCUAAUUCUAUGGGGAAUUGUGUUUUAAAAUAGUGAAUGGCAACUAGAAAUAUUAUGUCCAAGCAAUUUUCUGGUUU
Quercus robur (English oak) is the source of this 1420-nucleotide messenger RNA. Its product is annotated as PHD finger protein ALFIN-LIKE 7. NCBI's taxonomy places the organism in Eukaryota, Viridiplantae, Streptophyta, Magnoliopsida, Fagales, Fagaceae. The transcript has 5 exons. Gene Ontology annotation, biological process: regulation of DNA-templated transcription. Gene Ontology annotation, molecular function: transcription coregulator activity; histone binding; transcription cis-regulatory region binding. The coding region runs from base 412 to 1170 and encodes 252 amino acids. Gene Ontology annotation, cellular component: nucleus. The record is from RefSeq and is a predicted model, not a curated record.